AUGGCUCAACAUCGUCGAAUUCCGAAAAAGAAUCGGAAGAAGCUGAAGUCGGUGGAUCCGUUCAACAAUAAGGCAAAUGCCGCUCGAUUUAAGGAUAAGAACAAAAAUUCGAAUCAAGCUCCCGUGAGCCUGAAAGACGAGCAACCACUGACAAAAGCCGCCAAAAACCUGAUGGGCUCCGGAAUUACGACAAAAGAGGAGGUGAAAAAGAAGAAAAAGCAAAAGAAUGCCGUGUUGGCUCAAGCCGAAGAGCUCGGAAUGAAAAAGGGAAAAUUCGAGACUGUGAACAGAUUUGUGAAACGAAUCGAAGGAACUCUUCACUCGAGAAUUAAUGAGCAAAUUGCGAUUGCAAAGCAUGGAUUGGCUGGUAGAAAGCAGGAGGAAAUUGAUGCUGAUUAUAAAAUUAUUGAGGACGCUGAAAAACGGAAGAAGGAGCAGGAAAAGCGAGAAAUUGAGAAUAAAAUCAAAGAAGCGAGAAAGAAACGAGAACAGGAAGCCCGACGGCUGGAAGAGGUGGAGAAGCUGAAAGAGCAGAAAAAAGCUGAAAAAAGGAAAAUGAAGGAAGCACUGGAAAAAGAAGAGGAAGAAGAGAGCUUUGAUGAGGAUGAAGUCUCUGAAAAACGGGCAAAAAUUGAGAAAAGUACUGAAAAAGGAGGCAGUGAAAAAGCGACGACGAAACUCAGCAAAAAAGACCGUAGAAAGGAGACGUUGAAAGCGAGAAAAUCGGAUGAACAGAAGCGACGUGCCGGCGAGGCGUUGAUUAAUUCUAGAGAAAUAAUCGAGUUUGGCGAACGAAACGACGCGCCACCAACAUUCGGCGGAGCUCUUAAAAAGAAAUUCGAGCCAUUGAUGGCAAAAGCCGGCCAAAAGACGACGCUUCUUCUUCAUUCAAUGCUCCAAAAAGGCGGCGGCCAGAAGACGGAAUAUUUGAAUAAUUCGACGAAAAUUCAAGAGGAACGGCAGAAGGUCAUCGACGCGUACAGAGAUAUGAAGAAACAGAAGAGAAUUGCUGCCGCUUUUGCUGCUGCUGCUUCUUCUUCAUCUUCUUAAUUUUAACUUUUUUCACUGUUUUUGUUAUUUCUUCAUUGUUGUGUCCCAUUGUUCUUUUUUUUCAUUCAGUAAAAAUUCAAAAAUC
Messenger RNA from Caenorhabditis elegans, 1135 nucleotides. It is a transcript of the gene Y41D4B.11, whose product is annotated as DUF1014-domain-containing protein. The transcript is spliced from 3 exons. Lineage: Eukaryota; Metazoa; Nematoda; Chromadorea; Rhabditida; Rhabditidae. The coding region runs from base 1 to 1050 and encodes 349 amino acids. The record is from RefSeq and is marked reviewed.